UUGGGAGCCGGAACGUCGCAGGCGCGGCGCGGGGCGCUGGAGGACCCGCGAGCGCCGCACCCGCGCUCGCAGCCGGCGGGAGGCCUGUGGCGCAGUCGGGCGCCGCGGCCAUGUUCCGCCAGGGCUUCCGCCCUCCCACGCCGCCCUACGCGUCGGCCGGGGUGCCCUGGACCGGCGGCGGGUUCCGGAGCCCGCCGCCCGGCGCGGGGGGCCCCGUGCCGCCCUCCCCGCGCGGCUACUGCAGCCCGCACCACACCCCGCCCUAUGGGCCGCGGCCGCGGCCCUACUCUCCCCGCGCCCGCUUCGGCAGCCCCUCGCCGCGCCGCCCGCACAGCGCCAGCCCCCGCUACGCUGCUCCCUACGGUGGCGGCGGCAGCGGCUCUCCGCAGCAGCAGCAGCAGUACAAGCAGUCCCCGGGGGGCUACCAGCGGCACUACCAGGGAUCACCCAGGACAUCUACUCCAUUUGAUACAGCGCAUGGCAGAGAGAAAAGAGUGUCUAAUGAUGUGGAAAACUAUUACAGACCUUCAAUGCUUGAGGACCCAUGGGCUGGCCUAGAGCCAGUUUCUGUUACAGACAUAAACCAACAAUACAGCAGUGAGCAAACAACAUAUACUGGUAAAAAAGGGAGGUAUUUCAGUUAACAUUUCUAAAAGCCAGAUAAACUCCAUCUGUCAGGAAAACUUUGGAACAAAAUCUUUACACUUAACACAAGAUGAACAGUAAUCAAGAUCUUAGUUAACGCUUUUAUUUGAUCAAAUGUCCACCCUCUUAUCCAACGUUUUUUUUACUACAUUGGAUAUUUUUAUGUGUGGGGAGGAAAAAGGAGUGGUAGGAUCAUUUACGUUUCUGGCUAUGUGGAAGUGCCUACCAGCUUUGAAGAACAAAGUGUUCUUUAAAUCACCAGCGACUGAUUUGUGACACUUAAAACAGGUUUCCAUAUAUUGACUUCUUCCAUGCCAGAGUGUUAGCCUAACUUUUAUUGUUACCUUCUUUAGGAAAUGGUAUUUUUUUAUGUUUCAACAUUUUUAGAAUGAAGUGGAAAUACAAUAACAUUUUGUAAAUCCUUGUUUUGUAAUGUAUAAAGAUUAUUUUAGGACCUUUGUUAAGGUGUACCCUUGAGUAGAAGUAGUACUAGUGAAAUCUGUAAAUAUAAUGCUUGUAUGCUGUGGUUAACCUCUGAUUUUGUGUGCAAUUUUUGUUAAUUCUAGUGUAAAACAAGUGAAUCAUCACUAUUUUAGCCAUCUCAGGAAACAAAUGUAUUGUCUUUGGAAAGUUUAAUUUGUUGAACCAGCUCUUGACUAAAACAUACUUCUGUAAUCACUGAAUUUUUUUUCUUUCUUUUUUUGUAUAUUAAAGGAGUCAUCUUUGAAAAUUAUUUGAAAACAGUGGAUCGUAGCAGAUAAUGAAUGAAUGCAAAAAUGCCUUGCUCUAAUGUUUGGAACAGUGUAGCUCUGAUGAGUCAGAAUCAUUUUGUAUGAUUGAGUAACUAAAUUUAGUAUCUAUAACACUGUUCUUAAUUUUUUAUCUUGGAUCUGAGAUCUGUCUUUGUCCCCAAAACUAGCUGCUUUACCCUUCAAUAGUAUCUCUUCCUAGAGGAUCUUUUUUCUCUUUUUUUUUUUCUUCUUUCUUGUAUCCCAGUUAGUAAUAUCUUUUGAGUUGCAUUACUUUUUUAGAGUUUGUCUUCACAUGAAGUUAUUCUCAAUAAACUCCCUGGGUAGAUACUCUUCAUUCCACAAUAAAUUGGGUAACUUUGAGUAUAGGCCCAUGAACAAGAUGUCAAAGUAAUUUAGAGUGUUAACUUACAUUGCAGUUAUGGUGCAGUUGCCAUAAAGUAGCUGAUGUACUGUAGGUUCACACUUCAGUUUACUACUUAGUAACUCGUUUUGUUCCUACACCUUUUGUGUAUGAACAAAUUCUUCAUGUGGCUUGUUACUCCUAGUAAUUCUUGAAAAGUAUCAGAGCAUGGUUAGACUUACCAGUAUUUGCUUGUUGAUCUUGGCAAUUGGAUGCUGGAUUUACAAAGCAGGUUCAUGGUAAAAUGUCUAAAAGGAAGUAUUAGAUGAAUUUUCAAAUCUCAACAUUAAAUUAAGCUUCUUGAAUGCUUCAGAAAAUGUCAUAAAAAUACUUUGAUAGUUCUACAGUUUGUGUGUUCUCUGAAUUUCUCUCCUUCCCCUCCCCCACCAUGUCAAGUAACUUAAAAAAAAGUUGUACCCAAGAAUGUCUUUAGGGCACUAUUUGGUAUAUCUUACUGUCUCGUGGUUCCCAAAGUAAAUGUGAGUUUUGCUUGAACAAGGAAUGUUAAAAGGGCCUUAAAUGUUUGAAAAAUAAAUUCUGUACUUUCUGCUUUAUAUCAAUAUAUAAUCCCUCAUUCCAGAAUCAAAACUGGUUCUCUGUUAUCUGGCAGCUAUUGGUGAUGUAUUGCUACAGACUGCACUUACGUUUAUCCGUAGUACAUACCAGCAAGACUGAGAUGACCUAAAAUAAUUUGUAGAAAGUUUUAUACAAUUAAUAAAGCAAUUAAAUGCAUCAUUAUGAAAAAGUGAAGUAUUAAGCUUCGCUUUUUUUUUUUUUACCUGACAGGUGCUGUAAAAUUCAGACAAGAAAGCUAUAGGGUGCUUUUAUUGAGUCAUCUUUCUGUUACUAUAUCCUGUGUAAUUCAUUGUAAUUUUUUUUACAAACUGUUUGGUGCUUUUGGGGAAAGAGAUCUGGGUGCAAUCUGAUGGUCUUAAGAAACUACAAAAUGGUCCCAGUUCCAGACAUGAGAAGAAACUGGGUUGGAAAGGAAAGGAUUCAUAACUUAAGAUUCUGUGAGAGGUGGGACUACUUUUACAGUAGCCCAAUAUCAGCUGCAGUGGCACUGUUAAAAGAUGCUUUACAAUUGACCCAAGGAUAAGAGCCAGCCAUCUCUUGGAACAACUCAUAACCACUUGUCUUAGACUUCAGAAGACAAAUUUUGUUCCAGAAAAAGAAUUGAGGAAACAAUCUUGAAGCAUUGACUAAUGCAGGCCUUCAGCAGUACCAUCUGUUAAGCUAUUAGUCCUGUACACUUCAGCACUUGCGAUAAAGUACAUCAAACUGCCAAAGUCUCCAGUAAUUCAGUCAAAUCAACAAGGAGUUUUUAAAUGUAGAUGUAAUAUUUCACUGAACUACUUGUACCUCACCAAAAACCUAAUGCUAAUAGUCAACCUUUUUACCUAAGGAAAAGGAUGUGCGGUUUCAGUAAACUGAUCAAAAUUAAUAUGUCAUUGUUGGAUAGGUGCGACUAAAAUGCAUGAAUACUUAUUUUGUGAUUUUAAAUGUAAAAUACUUAAAACCAAUUUUAAACUUUGCCUCAUUUCCUAUACUGUCCCAGCAGCUAGAAAAUACCUGUUUUCCCACUGAUUUUUUUUUUCUGUCUACGUGGCAAACACCUUCUCCUAAAUGCAAAUGCAUCUAAUGGAAUUAGAAUACAACACUUUCUCAUUUGUUUAUGGUAUCCAAUCAUGAUAUCUGCAUGGCUCUUGGAAUAGCAUUUGAUUAGUAUAACUACAGCUUGGGGAAGCACAAAUACAUCGUAACUUCAUGAGCUCUGCAAAAAAAGAAAAAACGUGCCUAUAUGGUGUUAAGGAGUAGACUCUUCAUAAAAAGAAGAAAACAAGAAUAUGGAGUUAAGUUCAUUCCUCAGAGGGCUACAUACAUUUUGAGGUAAGUUGAAUUGAUAAAUGAUUCCACCUACUCCAUCAGUCUUUUUUCUUCAGUGACCUUUUUCUCUUAAUUCAGUUCUUGAAAAUGUUAGGACAACACCCCAUUAGUGUACCAUAUUUUCUCACAUACAUAUGCGCCUUUCCUCCAAAAUCAGCACCCCUCCCCCCCAGAAUUGGGUGCAUGUAUUAAUCAGAAAAUCAGUUUCCCUGCUUUGUUUCUUGCUUCACGGUGCAGCAGCUGUUGCGUUACUGUUCAGGCAGCUGAGGGAUUCCAUUGAGUCAGUGGAUCAUUAUUCUUCACUCUAAAGGUGUUAACAAUCAUCUCUCCAUUUUAACGGUCUCGAUGUUCCACUAAUCAAGCUAACCUUUCUUGGUAAUUUUACUCUCUGGUAGCUGCCCCUCAUCUCUGUCUUCCUAUUUCAGCUUUAGUUAAGCAGGAAAAGGAGAGUAAUUCAGCUGAAGAAUUAGGUUCUGUCCCUGCUCUGUGUAUCCAUAACUCUGGAAAAAUCUUUAUUUUCUUCAUUCCACCUUUCAAAAACAAGGUGUUUGUUGUAUUCUGGGGUGCGUGCUAUAUAUGUGUGUGUGUGUGUGUGUGUGUGUGUGUGUGUGUGUGUGUGAAAGAAAAUAAAAUAUUUUCUUUUGAUUAGACUGAAGCAAGUCUAAUUCAAGACUUGCUUUGCAAGGUCUUCUUGUUUAAACUGAAUUGGUGUUCUCUUAUUAGAUGGAAUUAGUAGUAAAAAUCCUCAGCUAGUAUAACUUAUCAUAGUUCUACUGUGUUAAGUAAAGUAACUCUUGUGUGGUAACUUGGGUUUUUCUUUUAUGUACAUAUUUGGAGAUUAUUUUGGAACAGUUAUCUCCUGACACGUUCAAGUAAUCAGAAUUUACAAUGUUAAUUUUUUGGUUUGUUUUUUAAAUGGCAUCUUCAGAACAUCAGACAAAAUGGACAUUAAUACAUUUACUUUAAACAAAAUUAGACCAUUUGUAAAACUUAGGUAACUAAAUGUACUGAGCAUCUGAGUUAAGCAAUGAGCUUUACAACUUAACUAUUAUAGGUAAGAUGUUCAUACUGGAUACAGUUUGCAAACAGAAAGCACAUGGGCAACAGAAUAGAUUACUAUUUUGUGGCACCCACCUGAUUCUAUCUUCAUUUUCAAUAAAAGGAUUCCAUGUGGGGAAGCAAGAAAAAAUAUUUUAAAUUGGUUACUCCAGUUUUUGAGCACACUUCUAUAGAAUAUAUUCCAGGUACUCUUUUUUUUUCCCCUUCAAUUUCAUCCUAAUAAAGCAGUCUUUAAGGCUGAGAGUCUGAAAAGCUUUCUGGCCAUGUUUCUUUUGUUUAUACAUGUGACUAUUAAUUGUUUAAAGUGAGAUCAAAUGUUAAGCCUGUGUGUAAGUGUGAUCUAAGUUUGAGAGUUGUGAUAUGCAUCUGUAUUCAGACACUUUUAUUUAAAGAUAACUUGUACUUUUCCACAAUCUUUCCAGCAAAUAAACAUUAUUGGUAACAACUGG
This is a messenger RNA of Alligator mississippiensis (American alligator), 5192 nucleotides long. RefSeq names its product M-phase specific PLK1 interacting protein (gene MPLKIP). The transcript is spliced from 2 exons. Gene Ontology annotation, cellular component: midbody; nucleus; centrosome. The record is from RefSeq and is a predicted model, not a curated record. NCBI's taxonomy places the organism in Eukaryota, Metazoa, Chordata, Crocodylia, Alligatoridae. The coding region runs from base 111 to 644 and encodes 177 amino acids.